Messenger RNA from Salvelinus sp. IW2-2015, 1050 nucleotides. The record is from RefSeq and is a predicted model, not a curated record. Lineage: Eukaryota; Metazoa; Chordata; Actinopteri; Salmoniformes; Salmonidae.
GUCAAUGGGGCGUGGACCUAUUCCGUUCGCAGCUGGAAUCUCGAGUGGAGCGCCCCGUCCGUAUUGUCUGAGUGAGGAAACGGAGGGUGGUGGGCUAGGAUAGACUGUAGACGACGCAGCUGUUGCUAUUGUACUACGCUUGGGAAGCACCCUCCGGGAAACAACGGCAAGUAAUUAUCUUCGUUGACAAUGACUAUAGCGACAUCAUCAUAAACAUAGGAAUUAGAAAAUAGAAUUGAAAAAGUAAAUCAAUGGUACAGAAAAGUAGUAUGUCCAGRACGCCUUCGACCUCAACCCAGGAGAUCCAAAUGGACAUGUUUGAUCAACAUCCACACGGACAGGGAAAGUAUUCCAAACGGAAGAGCCGCUUCAAGCGCUCGGAUGGAAGCACCUCCUCUGACACCACCUCCAACAGCUUUGUCCGGCAGGGCUCUGCCGACUCCUACACCAGCCGGCCGUCGGACUCAGAUGUGUCCCUGGAGGAGGACCCAGAGGCGCUGCGGAAGGAGGCAGACCUACAGGCCCUCGCCACCCUCGAGAAAGCCAAGACCAAACCAGUAGCCUUCGCUGUGCGGACCAAUGUGGGCUACAGCUCUGGGCCCAACGACGACGUCCCAGUGCAGGGCAUGGCCAUCUCCUUUGAAGCCAAAGACUUCCUACACAUCAAAGAGAAGUACAAUAAUGACUGGUGGAUUGGGCGUCUGGUGAAGGAGGGCUGUGAGGUGGGGUUCAUCCCCAGUCCAGUCAAACUGGAGAACACCCGGCUACUGCAGGAGCAGAAGAUGAGACAGAACCGCCUCAGCUCCAGGAUAUCCAUCACCCGGGUGACCGCAGACAUCUCCCUCGCCAAGCGCUCGGUCCUCAACAACCCCAGUAAACACACCAUCAUCGAGCGCUCCAGCACCCGCUCCAGCCUGGACGUGCUGGCGGAGGUGCAGAGUGAAAUUGAGCGUAUCUUUGAGCUGGCCCGCACCCUGCAGCUGGUUGCGCUAGACGCAGACACCAUUAACCACCCCUCUCAGCUGGCUAAGACCUCCCUGGCUCCUAUCA